AUGAGAAAGUUUUGUAACAUUGACCGCUGGAUAUGUUAUGCCCUGGAACACGGUGUCUCUGAGCUUCAUCUAUGCACAUAUUUAUUCUGGAGUAUUUCUAUCCCAUCCAAAGUCUUCACCAGCACAACACUGGUUAAGCUGUCAUUGAGAUUUUUAAACUUACUAAGAGUUCCUUCAGAUACAUGUCUCCCAGCACUAAAGGUUCUCAAUCUUGAUUCAAUGUGGUUUGAGGGCAAUCAAUUUUUUGAUGUGUUUCUACCUGCUUGCCCUGCACUUGAAGACUUAACCAUACAAGGUUACACGUCUAGUCGAAUAUUCCCAUACGUCAUAUCCAGCAAAACCAUUAAGAAACUCUCAGUUUCUUAUUCAUGUUAUCGUUAUGGUGAUGAUUUUUCUAGUAAGAUUUUAUUUGACACACCUAAUGUGGUAGACUUCUACUACUUUAGUUAUCUUGGUGGUAAAUCUCCAUCUCCACAAUGUCGCAUGGAUUCACUUGCCAAGGCGAAAUUAAACCUUUGUUUCCUAAGGCGAAAUGGUGCGGAUAUGCAAAGUGGCACGGAUGUGACUGAUCUCAUUGGUGGGAUACGCAAUGUCAAGACCCUUCACUUGACUUCUUCUUCAGUCGAGGUGAUUUCGGCAUGCUGCAAAGGUGGAUUACCCGUGUUCAACAACCUCGUUGAUUUAGUUUUUUCGAGUAAAGAACAAGGUUGGAAAUCGCUUCUGCCAUGUCUGUUGCGUCGUUCCCCAAACCUUAAAACUCUAGUUCUCUCGGGUCUGGAUUAUUUCUCAUGUAGACGGCAUCGGUUUACUUGGAUUCCCCGAAAUAACCAAAUAAAUAUGUUGCGUAUCAUGAAGUUUCAAGGAUAUAAAAGCGAGCUGAAACACAUUAGACAUUUCUUACUUAAAAUGGAGUGUCUAGAAGUGCUACAAGUUUAUGUUGCAGCUUCAAUGGAUGGCCCCAAAAAGAAGCAACUCAAAGAGGAUCUGUUGGAGCUUCCAACAGCUUCCUCCAAGCUCAAGAUACAAGUAUACAAGUCCUUUAAUCCUCUUCAAUAA
Molecule: messenger RNA, 1056 nt
Organism: Capsella rubella
Lineage: Eukaryota; Viridiplantae; Streptophyta; Magnoliopsida; Brassicales; Brassicaceae
Product: putative F-box/LRR-repeat protein At3g42770
Exons: 4
Coding region: 1-1056 (351 amino acids)
Source: RefSeq, a predicted model, not a curated record